Harmonia axyridis is the source of this 1750-nucleotide messenger RNA. RefSeq lists its product as uncharacterized. Lineage: Eukaryota; Metazoa; Arthropoda; Insecta; Coleoptera; Coccinellidae. The transcript is spliced from 10 exons. The coding region runs from base 426 to 1565 and encodes 379 amino acids. Gene Ontology annotation, molecular function: oxidoreductase activity. The record is from RefSeq and is a predicted model, not a curated record.
GAAUGAAUUCUGUGUAUUUGACAUGGGAUUAAGUUUCACAAUCCAUGUCAUCGUGACAGUGACAGGUAUUUGUUGAAGCUGUUCACGUAUGAAGAUAACGGAAACUUAUUAUACAUUAAACAUACAUUGAACUCAGCCAACUUCCCAACAUUACAGAGAGAAGUUGCACCAGACAAACGAGACAGCUAUUGUGAAUCAACAACGUCUCAAUAUCCACUUGUAUUGAAGGUAGUGGUUAUGACAAAAGCCAGCUCAGGUAUUUUUUAGAAGUGCAGCAUUCUUUCGAUGUUCAAGUACAAUUUUUGUCAUCAGGUAGUGGAUUAAGGUUAAUUGGACAGUUUUUGGAUUCUUGAGGGGGAAUGGAAUAUGUGAAUUGUUAAAACAGAGCCAUCUUCUUUCGAUUUUCCCGAAGAGUUCAAGCAACAAUGAGGAAAAUAGUUGAUAAACUGUUGAUUCAGAGAAGAUGGCAUUGUGAAAAACAUGAUACACCCAUCAUCGCAAUUGCAGAGGUGAAGAGGUUCAUAUUUGAUUGCAUGAGGGCACUCAACACUCCUGAUGAUUAUUCUCAGCAGAUGGCUGAAAUACUAGCUGAAGCAGAUUAUAAAGGACACUUUAGUCAUGGAAUGAACAGAUUAGCAAUGUAUGUAGGAGAGGUGGAGAAGAAAACUUGUAAUAACAAAGCUACACCAAAAAUUCUGAAGGAAUUUGGAGGAACUGCGUGGGUUGAUGGAAAUAACGCAUUAGGAGUGGUCGUUGGCAAUUUUUGCAAUAAACUAGCAAUAGAGAAGGCCAAAAUUCAUGGGAUAUCUUGUGUUUCAACCAAGGGAUCGAAUCAUUUUGGUAUUUGCUCAAAGUACUCAGAUGACGCGGUCAACCAAGGUUUCAUCCAGAUCACUUGUAGCAACACAUCUCCUCUUGCAGUACCAACCCGAGCAAAAAAUUCAUUUUUCGGAACAAACCCAUUCUGCUUGGGCGCGCCAGCUCAGGAUGGAGACAAUUUUCUUUUGGAUAUGGCUACAACAACUGUGGCAGUUGGUAAGAUUGAAUUAGCUGUCAGGAAAAACAUUCAAAUUCCCAACACAUGGGCGCUCGAUGAAGUUGGCAGACCUGAAACUAACCCCGAAAAAGCUGUACAGACUCCCAGGCUAUCUCCCUUAGGUGGUAGUGAAAUUAUGGGAGGUUAUAAGGGAUCAGGACUUAUGAUGAUGGUAGAAGUAUUGAGUGGAAUACUUUCUGGUUCCAUGUAUGGCCCUCACAUCCAGAGAUUCGGCAAAAUGACUGAGCCAGCCAACCUAGGACAUUGCUUCAUCGUUAUCAAUCCCGAAUGUUUUGCUCCAGGUUUUAGGUCCAGAUUGUCAAAAAUCCUUAAGGAACUCAGGACAUCUCAGCCUAUUGAUCCUAAAAAAACCGUCAAAGCGGCAGGAGAUCCAGAGAGAGAACAUAAACUGGCUGUAGACAGAGCAGGAGGAGUGAGAUAUGUGAAGAAUCAAAUGGACACUUGCGAGAUGUUAGCGAAAAAGUUGAAUGUUAAACCUUUGGGAACAGUGUUAAAAAGCGGCUGUUAAUUCUUAGGCACUGUCUGAACUAAGUGAAAACUAGUUAUUGUGGAUUGGGACAAAAAAAAGUGAACGUUUGCAGAUUCUCGAAAUAUUACUAGAUUAUGGGGUUUCAGUUGAUAUAUUCAGUACUUUUAUCAUACUCUAAGAUGAAAUAUAAAUCUUUCAGAUUCAAUAAAUUGUUUAUUGUUUCA